CUUCUCUUUUUUACUGUUCGAGAGGUUGGGUUAAGGAUUUUGGGGGCUUUAUACAUUAAUGUCAAAUAUAUUUUUAUUAUCCUUAUUUAAUUUAAGGAAUUUUAUUUAUAUUAUUUGAUGAAACCUAACGAUUAAAGUCGACCAUUUUUGGCCAGAAGUAGGAUUGGCCAGGUGUUUUUCCAAGUUGGUAUAUUUCUGAGUUACUGGAAAAAUGUCCAGGGCAAAAGUGAGUGCAGAAUGGAAAAAGCGUGUUAAGCAGGAAUACAUGCGAUUGCGGCAACAGAAGAGAUACAAGAGAGCAGAUGACGUGAAACUAGCUUGGAACCAGAAUCGCAAUCGAAUGACAGAAACCCUCAUAGAAGAACAGAAGAGAUGGACCGAAACUAAAGCUCAUUGGGUGCAAACGCCCGAAUUGCCAGCACACGUCGCCUGUAUGAAGAAGGCAGAAGUUAUCGGAAACGAGGGAGACAUCCAAGUGGCUCCGAUAAAAAUAAUCAAUGCCGUCACUCCUAUACCGACAAUGUAUACCUGGGCCCCUAUCCAACAGAACUUCAUGGUCGAAGACGAGACCGUACUCCAUAAUAUCCCCUAUAUGGGCGAUGAGGUACUGGAUCAAGACGGCACUUUCAUUGAGGAGCUGAUAAAAAAUUAUGAUGGAAAGGUACAUGGCGACAGAGAAUCUGGUUUUAUCGACGAUGAACUGUUUGUGGAACUGGUGCACGCUUUGAUGCACUAUCAGGAGAAGGAAAAGCCUGAUAAGAAGAAGGAGAAAGAUCAGGAGGAAGAGAGCAAAGAGAAGAAGGAAGAGCUGGAAUUUCCUGCUUUUGUGAUAUUUCAGGCAAUCUCAUUGCAGUUUCCUGAUAAAGGAGGCCCUGAGGAAUUGAGAGACAAGUAUGUCGAAUUAACAGAACGAACAGAUCCCAAUGCUCCACCGGAGUGUACACCUAAUAUCGAUGGCCCCAUGGCUGCGUCUGUGCCAAGGGAGCAAACAAUGCAUUCCUUUCACACUCUAUUCUGCAGGCGCUGCUUCAAAUAUGACUGUUUCUUACAUAGACUUCAAGCUUGUCAUCCUGGUCCGAAUUUGCAGAAAAGACGAGGUCCUGAUCUCAAACCAUUCACAGAACCAUGUGGGUCCGACUGUUACAUGUUGUUGGAUGCUGUCAAAGAAAAAAUAGCUGCCAGAGCUAAACAGGAAGAAGAAUGUGAGAAAGAAGUCAAAGGAAAGGUGGCCGUCAAAAAUGAGACUCUCGAAGUCAAAGGAGCUACCCCUACCAAUCCCAGGAAAAUCUGUAAACAGCAGAGUGUAGACUCGGGGAAUGAAGCGAGCUCCGAAGAUAGCAACGACAGUAACAAAUUCAAAGACAGCGACGGUGUUGAUCCGGUUUCCACAACUACAUCUUUCACCUUGCUGGGGCUUAUGGGAGCUAAUGAUAAUAAAGAAUGGACCGGUUCCGAUGAAAGCCUUUUCAGGGCCCUUCACAAAGUAUUCCUCAAUAAUUAUUGUGCCAUUGCCCAGAUUAUGCUAACCAAAACCUGCCAACAAAUUUAUGACUUUGCUCGCAAAGAGGCGGCUGAUAUUCCUCCGGAGGAGGCGAUGCGGGACUACACUCCUCCUCGCAAGAAGAAGAAGAAGCACCGCCUCUGGUCCAUGCACUGCCGUAAGAUUCAGCUGAAGAAGGAAUCCAGUAGUAAUCACGUGUACAACUUCACGCCUUGUGAUCAUCCUGGACAGAAUUGCGACCACAAUUGUCCCUGCAUCAGGGCUCAGAAUUUCUGUGAGAAGUUCUGCCAGUGCAGCUCAGAUUGUCAGAAUAGAUUCCCUGGAUGCCGCUGCAAAGCCCAAUGCAACACCAAACAGUGCCCUUGCUAUCUCGCAGUGCGAGAAUGUGACCCGGACCUGUGUCAGACUUGCGGCGCAGACCAAUUUGACAACACGAAAAUUACCUGCAAAAACGUCAGCGUGCAGAGAGGUUUACAUAAACAUCUUUUGAUGGCCCCCUCAGACGUGGCCGGCUGGGGAAUCUUCCUGAAAGACAGCGCCCAGAAGAACGAGUUCAUCUCGGAAUAUUGUGGAGAAAUUAUAUCUCAGGACGAGGCAGAUAGAAGAGGAAAGGUGUACGAUAAGUACAUGUGCAGUUUUCUCUUCAAUUUGAAUAACGAUUUUGUUGUGGAUGCCACUAGGAAGGGAAACAAAAUUAGAUUCGCCAAUCAUUCCAUCAAUCCGAACUGCUACGCCAAGGUUAUGAUGGUGAAUGGAGAUCAUAGAAUUGGAAUUUUUGCCAAGAGGCCUAUACAGCCAGGAGAAGAGUUGUUUUUCGAUUAUAGGUAUGGACCAACAGAACAACUCAAAUUCGUCGGCAUUGAGAGGGAGAUGGAGUUUUUAUAAAGACUUAUUUAUCUUUUUAUUUAUAUGAUGCUCUACAAUUUUAGAAAUGAUGAUAUUUUACUUUGAAUGUGUUCCUUUUUGGUUAUACCUUUUUUAUGGAAUAUAUACACAUCUUUUACG
Molecule: messenger RNA, 2506 nt
Organism: Leptinotarsa decemlineata (Colorado potato beetle)
Lineage: Eukaryota; Metazoa; Arthropoda; Insecta; Coleoptera; Chrysomelidae
Gene: E(z)
Product: histone-lysine N-methyltransferase E(z)
Biological process (GO): heterochromatin formation
Cellular component (GO): nucleus; ESC/E(Z) complex
Molecular function (GO): histone H3K27 methyltransferase activity; protein binding; chromatin binding
Source: RefSeq, a predicted model, not a curated record